AUGCAUCAGUGGCCUCGAGCUUAUCAGUCUGGCAUAGCUGGUGGCGCCAACUUGGUGGCCAAGCUCCAGUCGGACUCACGCAUGUCACUGUCCUCCGCACGCGGAAUAAAAACGACCGUGCCCCUGUCGCCCUUGAUACGCAGCACCGGAACCAUUCCGUCGCUUCGAUCUGCAGCGCCCACACGCGUGUUUGCUGGAAUCUCAACCGCAGACACUUUACGUCGCGCCCUGCGCGCUCCCCAGCUGCACAUGAAACCGCCGGCAUCCCCCUUGCUGCGCCCCCCUACACAGCACCCGUCUUGCUCGUCAUCCACUCUAACAACGUGGAGCGAAUUCGACGAGUCGCCGUUCUUCCAAGAGAUCUCAACUUUUCAGUUCCCGGUCGACCUCUCGGGGGAGCCGAGCGCGGGUGCGGACGGGUCUGUGCUUGAGACUGGCAGUGUAGAGACGGUGGUGGUGCAUAACCGCGGCGGCGGCGGGGCACAAUCGCCGCGCGGCACAGCUGACGGCUUCGCCGAGGAAGGCAUGGCUGCAAUGGCGCUGCACACAGGCGUUGUGGGGGCAUACAGACAUGUCGCCCUCCACAUCCAUCUCGAGGAAGUGGAUGAGCUGGACGGAGCGCCAAUGCCGCAGCGGUGUCGUUAUAGAUGUGCCGGGGAGAAGCACCGAGCUCUCUUGCCUUCACCGACGUCGCCUUCAUGUCCGCGCCGCUACUGUGAGGGUGAUGCCGCGUUAAUGAGUAAAACGUUCCGCCAUAGAAGAUAG
This is a messenger RNA of Leishmania major strain Friedlin, 765 nucleotides long. RefSeq lists its product as hypothetical. The transcript has a single exon. Lineage: Eukaryota; Euglenozoa; Kinetoplastea; Trypanosomatida; Trypanosomatidae. The record is from RefSeq and is a predicted model, not a curated record. The coding region runs from base 1 to 765 and encodes 254 amino acids.